AUGGCGUUAAUAGGAACAAUAAUCGGCAAAGUAGAGAUCAACUCAGGUGCGAAGGUGUUACAUGAUCUCUAUAGGCACACACCGGACGACAUAUCCUCCAUUUGCCCUGAUAAGAUUCAUUCAUGUGAUCUGCUCAGUGGUACUAGAGGUGCGGUUGGAUCCACCAUCAUCUGGCACUUUACCCAAGAUGGAAAAAGGCAAAGUUUAAAGGAGAUAAUUGAAGAAGUUAACGAGACAAACCACAAAAUUGUAUUUAAAGUGUUAGAAGGAGAGCUCGUGGAUGAGAAAUACAAAGCAUUCACAAUAAUAUUUCAUUGUGAACAAAAAGAUGGUAAACAAUGGGCCGUUUGGACCAUCGAGUUUGAGAGGCUGGAUACAAGUAUACCAUAUCCAACUUCUUUCAUGGAAUAUCUUUGCGAUUAUCUAAAAGAAAUCGAUGACCACAAGACCUGUAAAUAG
This is a messenger RNA of Helianthus annuus (common sunflower), 459 nucleotides long. Its product is annotated as MLP-like protein 43. Lineage: Eukaryota; Viridiplantae; Streptophyta; Magnoliopsida; Asterales; Asteraceae. The record is from RefSeq and is a predicted model, not a curated record. Gene Ontology annotation, biological process: defense response. The coding region runs from base 1 to 459 and encodes 152 amino acids. The transcript is spliced from 2 exons.